Suncus etruscus (white-toothed pygmy shrew) is the source of this 375-nucleotide messenger RNA. RefSeq names its product C-C motif chemokine 13-like. Gene Ontology annotation, cellular component: extracellular region. NCBI's taxonomy places the organism in Eukaryota, Metazoa, Chordata, Mammalia, Eulipotyphla, Soricidae. The transcript has 3 exons. The record is from RefSeq and is a predicted model, not a curated record. Bases 1 to 375 code for a protein of 124 amino acids. Gene Ontology annotation, molecular function: chemokine activity; CCR chemokine receptor binding. Gene Ontology annotation, biological process: positive regulation of GTPase activity; monocyte chemotaxis; lymphocyte chemotaxis.
AUGAAGGUCUCCAUUGUCUUUCUGUGCCUGCUGUUCACAGCAGCCACCUUCAGCACCCAUCUGCUGGCUCAACCAGAUGCACUCGGAGGCCUCUCCACUUGCUGUUACACAUUUAGCAAUAAAAGGAUUCCUUUACAGAGACUACUGAGCUACCGAAACACCAGCAGCCAAUGUCCCCUGGAAGCUGUCAUCUUCAGGACCAAGUGGGCCAAGGAGAUCUGUGCUGAUCCCAAGAAGAAGUGGGUUCAGAAUUACAUAAAGCACCUGCAUAUAAAAUCUCAAAACCCUGAAGUUAUCACCUCUCCUAAGCAUAUGAGUACAACUGCCCCGGUGGAUGGGAAAUCUUCCAACUACUCAUCAACGACUUCAAAAUGA